AUGAUUUCAAAAUUCAAAUAGAAGCUUUUUUGGGAUGACAUCCUUUAUUGCUAACAAUCCCAAUCAGUCAAAAAUAUGAACAUUUAAAUCAAUCAAAUUUAUUAAAGGAAGUGAUCUAAUAUGUGUCUGAUUUUAUGUACGUUGAAAAGUAGCAAGAAUUUAUGAAUGGUGUAGUGAAUUUAGAACUAAAUUACUUGUAACUUCAGAAUGAUUUGAAAUAUUGUUAAAUUCUUGCUUUGAAUUGAUAAAUAUUGAUUAUUUAAUUUUUCUAUGAUGAAUUCUUCUGUUUUUUCAAGCUCUGAUCACUAUUUCGACAAGAAAUUCACUUUUCUGCGUCAAAGUAAUUGGAUUUUACCGUCUGAGCAUGAGAUUUUUAAAGACUCACUGUGGAAGCUUGAUGAUUUAUAUCAAAUGAAAAAGGAACUAAAUGCCACAAAGUCUUUGCUAAAUGAUAAAGGGGAAAAAUGGCAGGAACAUACAACACGUAUAAACAAAGCUAACAAGGUAAUAAGUUUAAUAAAACAGAAAAUCCAGCCUGAUAUUUUAACACAAGCAUGGUGUAAGUUUUAUGAGAUUUUAUCGAAUUAUCCAUUAAUUCCUCCUGGAAAUGAAACCUUUAAUUCAUUGCAUCUCUGUGAAGCACCUGGAGCCUUUAUAAGUGCAUUGAAUUGCUAUUUAUGCUGUUAUCAUCCUUCAGUUUGUUGGGAAUGGUUAGCAAAUACAUUAAAUCCUUAUUAUGAAGAUCUAAAUAUCAAGAAUGUAGUCUGUGAUGACCGUCUGUUGUUUCCAACUUUGAGGCACUGGUUCUUCGGAAAGGAUAAUACUGGUGAUAUCACUAAUCCAAGUUAUGCCAAGGAGUUGCAAGAAUAUAUUUCUGGAAAAGAUCUGUUUAACUUGGUUACUGCAGAUGGCAGUGUUGAUUGUACUGAAGAUCCUGCUGAGCAGGAAACAGUUGUUGCCGAGUUGCAUUUUGCUGAAAUGCUUGUUGCUUUGCACAGUUUAGCCCCUGGUGCUACUUUUGUUUUGAAAAAAUUUACCUUCUUUGAAUGUAUCACAAUCUGUAAAAUGUAUUUCCUCAAUUGUAUUUUCAAAGAGGUUCAUGUUUUCAAACCUUUUACAAGUAAACAUGGAAAUUCAGAAGUUUAUGCUGUAUGCAUAGGUUACAUUGGAGUAGAAAAAUUAAAGACUUAUUUAAACCAGCUGAAUCAAAAUUAUGGAUCAAUAACUGAUAAAUCCAUGUUUCCUCUAACAAGCAUUCCAUCAUCUUUCAUAUCACAGUUGAUAGAAUGUUCCAAAUUUUUUUUUGAGCUUCAAACACAAUCUAUUCAAGAUAACCUCAAAUUAUACUCUAUUCCUUUUUCUGAAUAUGAUUCUGAGAUAAGAGAGCUACAGAAGACAUGUGCAGAAGAAUACAUUCGAAGAUGUAAUAUACAUCCAAACAUAUUUAUUGAAAGGUUAUUUCCAUUUAAAAAGCAGAUUAUUACAAAUUUUUAUAAUAAGCAUGGAAGAAAUAUAAGAGCAUUGAGAUUUCAAGCAAUGGGUGAAAUAUUUGAAAAUAUGUCUAAGUCGAAAUCAAUGCUUUGGCCAGAUGUCAUCUUGGAUGUUGAAAAAAGAUUGAUUGCAUGUUUUCCUUUGGAGGAAAAAAGACACCUUGAUGAUAAUGAAUGGUAUUUUGUUUCAAAGGGAAUAAAAAGUAGGAUGAAAAGCAAGAGUUACAAUAAUUGGCUUUUGAUGGGCAAGAAAAUUUCACUCAUUCAGAAUUCAAAAUUUUGCAAUCCAAUACUUCUGCACUUUUGGAAUAGAGUUUCAUUUAAUCGUGAGAUUAACAUUCAAAACCAUCAACCAACAACCAUCAGUUAUUGGAAUAUUGAUAAUAUAUCAUCUCUAUUAUUAGAAAGCAGUGAAGCGGAAAAAAUCUGUCUUGUGUCAAUGGCAAAAUUAAAAGAUGAAGAUCCGAGUAAAGAUCCAGGAUUGGUUAAACUAAAAGAAACAUUUAAUAAGUCAUUUAGUUGCAACUUUUUAAAAUUAGAAGACCAAGAAUCACAUUUUCUGAAAGAAAGCAAGAUAAUCUACAUUAAUAGCACUUUAUGGAUUGAUUCAUUACACCAAGAAAUCCAUAUUAAACAGAUACUUCUAGAUAUCUUGUGCAAUGUUAUAAAGGUCAUGAAAUCAGGUGAUUCCUUAAUUAUUUGCAUCCAAACCCUCUUAACAAGAUAUACCACUGGCAUUAUUUUUAUGAUGCUUUCUCUUUUUGAAAAGUUUCAGUGCUUUCUUCCAAGUGAUUUGGCUCCUGCUUUUUGUGGUCAAAUGUGGAUACUGAGCAAUUUUCAAAAUCCUGAAUACACUUCUCGUAUUAUCAGCUACUUUGAAACAGUGUCAUCAUUCAGUAUUCCUGAUGGAAUGGAAAUUCUUGAAAUAGUUCCUAUUCCAGCGUUGUGUGGUGAUUACUUUUACGAAUAUUUACUGGAUUUGAACAAUAAUCACAUGCAUCAGAGACUACAAAGCUUCAUUUCUGUAGAAAAACACAGGUUGAAAAUUUCUGUAUAAAGUACUACAUUCUUCAUCAAAAAGACUGUAAUAUACUUAUUAUGCUGUAAAUAAUACAUUUAUAAAAAAUU
Molecule: messenger RNA, 2618 nt
Organism: Argiope bruennichi
Lineage: Eukaryota; Metazoa; Arthropoda; Arachnida; Araneae; Araneidae
Gene: aft
Product: cap-specific mRNA (nucleoside-2'-O-)-methyltransferase 2-like
Exons: 12
Coding region: 271-2547 (758 amino acids)
Biological process (GO): 7-methylguanosine mRNA capping
Cellular component (GO): nucleus; cytoplasm
Molecular function (GO): methyltransferase cap1 activity
Source: RefSeq, a predicted model, not a curated record